Messenger RNA from Eruca vesicaria subsp. sativa (arugula), 1138 nucleotides. Lineage: Eukaryota; Viridiplantae; Streptophyta; Magnoliopsida; Brassicales; Brassicaceae. The record is from the annotation of a GenBank genome assembly.
AUGGCAACUGUUGUAUAUCAAGGUUUUCAGUCUCAUUUUGAGUCUCAACACUUUGAGCCAAGAUCUCUAAGACUCAGACUCUCUUCUCCCAACAAUCUUCACUCAUCCACACCUCUCAAAUCCCAUUUACUAGACUCACGCAUCACCACACCAGACAACAUCUCUACCACUAAUGCAACCUCUUUGCCCUCAUCUCCUCCUAACUCGGUCUCUAAGCCAGAAAGCUGGAGCUUCCUGGAGUCUAUCACAAACUCGAGCUCUGAUGAUAAAGACAAGAAGACAUUAUUACCAUACGUUCAUUCUCCAUCUUCUCGUAGAACUCUCAGCGAUGAGAGUUUAGCAUUGUGCACUGAAAGCCUCGGUAGCGAGACAGGCUCUGACGUCAUUAACGAUCAAGAUUUUCUCUCGGUUACCACCGAGAGUGAAACUAGAACAACUAUAUCAAGAUCAUCACGACAAGAUAGGAAGAGGAACACGAUGGCUUCUCUUCCACCUCCUUUGACGAGUAUGAGAGGUUUAGAUAGCAUUCAAGUCAAGUCUCACCGUGAGAAUGGAAGAUUGGUGAUGACGGCCAUGCAACCUCUGCCGCGCGAUCGAUGCUUACAAGACCGAAGUAAUGGCUGUGUCCGACUAGCUAUCUUGAUUGAUUCUGAUGACCAUAUAGAGACAGAGAUCAAAGAAUAAACCAUUGAUAUGAAGAGAGAUAAUGAAGAAGAGACUCCACAAUAUGAGGAAGAAGAAGAAGAAGAAAAGGAAGUGAUGGUUGUUGAGAACAUUCAAAGAUCAAAAAGAUGUCAUGAAGGUGAUCUUGAAAACAGAGGAUUUCUAAAUUGGGAAUCUUUCUGUGUUGCCACUUCCUAAAAAAAGAAUAUUUCGGAUCUCUCUGUUAUCACAUGAGUUUCACAAACUUUUUUUUUACUGCAUUGUGUUUUCGUUUUUGUAUGAUUAACAACCGUUUUUUUAUCACUCUAUAUGUUUAUUAGAGAUGGUAUUAAAUCCUGGAUUACAGACAAAAGACCUUGUUUUUUUUUUAAUUUUAUUUUGUCAGUGACCAUGGUUAUUGAUUUAAUACGUAAAUAUUUAAGGUUGUUUACGGUUUAUUAAAAUACGAUGUCCAUAUUUAAAAAAAACAUUUUAU